AUGUCUUGCCAACUCCUGUUUGACCACUUCCAACUUGCCUUGAUUCAUCGACCUAUUCAAGGUUCCUAUGCAUUAUUGCUCUUUACAGCAUUGGACUUUACUUCCAUCACCAGUCAAAUCCACAACUGGGUGUUGUUUUUGCUUUCGCUCCAUCUCUUCAUUCUUUUUGGAGUUAUUUCUCCACUAAUCUCCUGUAGCAUAUUGGGCAUCUACCGACCUGGGGAGUUCAUCUUUCAGUGUCCUAUCUUUUUGCCUUUUCAUACUGUUCAUGGGAUUCUCAAGGCAAGAAUACUGAAGUGGCUUGCCAUUCCCUUCUCCAGUGGACCAUGUUUUGUCAGAACUCUCCACCAUGACCCAUCCAUCUUGGGUGGCCCUACACGGCAUGGCUUACUUUCAUUGAAUUAG
Molecule: messenger RNA, 405 nt
Organism: Rangifer tarandus platyrhynchus (Svalbard reindeer)
Lineage: Eukaryota; Metazoa; Chordata; Mammalia; Artiodactyla; Cervidae
Source: the annotation of a GenBank genome assembly